This is a messenger RNA of Stegodyphus dumicola, 2951 nucleotides long. RefSeq names its product potassium voltage-gated channel protein Shab-like. Gene Ontology annotation, cellular component: membrane; voltage-gated potassium channel complex. The record is from RefSeq and is a predicted model, not a curated record. Gene Ontology annotation, molecular function: delayed rectifier potassium channel activity; protein binding. Gene Ontology annotation, biological process: potassium ion transmembrane transport; action potential; protein homooligomerization. Lineage: Eukaryota; Metazoa; Arthropoda; Arachnida; Araneae; Eresidae.
AGCUUACGUUUGACAAUUUUUUUCUCCUUCAAUCCACUCUGCUUUACCCCCGCAUCGGAUAUUUUGAGCCGUCACUAAUAAAAGUGUUCUGGCUGAAUUAGCUGUUUCGGAUAUAAUGCUACCAACAGAAAAGUCUUAAGAAAAAUCGUGGAAUCACGUUACACAGUGGGUGAUAUUUUCUCCAUUUUUGUGUUACGCACUGAGAUAUAAGAUGGCAUGUCAAAUCUGUAUCACACUGGAUCGACAUCUUUUAAAUCGAGCUCCAAAUUUACUUUUGUUGUGAAAUACAUACUAAGAAACACGUAAUUCCAAAGUGGCGGAGGAACUGGAUCCUGCUGCGGAACCGGAUCGGUAUAGCCAAUAUGCUACCCCUGAAAUGACCAGAUUGGAAAAGACGGAGAACAGAACAGAUGCUGGACCUCCAAUGGCUCUAGUUGGUUCAUCUGGACCUCAGUCCCAAGCUGCUCCUCCUCCUCCACCUUUCCCUUACGGACCAAUGAUUCAAGGCACUAUUCCACAACCUGGCAGCAUGCCUCAGCAAGCUCUGAGACGCAGCCAGUCGAGGUCCACAUCUUCGCUGCCACCCGAACCCUUCAUGAUUAUGAAGAGUCGAGCCCUCAACAAGAGGGUUACUAUAAAUGUGGGAGGAGUAAAACAUGAAGUUCUGUGGCGCACACUGGAUAGCUUACCUCACACAAGACUAGGACGGCUGAAAGACUGUAACACUCAUGAAGCCAUCAUGGAGUUAUGUGAUGAUUAUAGUUUGGUUGAUAAUGAAUACUUCUUUGAUCGGCACCCAAGAUCUUUCAGCGCUGUCCUCAAUUUUUACCGUACCGGCAAACUCCAUCUUGUUGAAGAAAUGUGUGUCCUGGCUUUCAGCGAUGAUCUAGAAUACUGGGGUAUCGAUGAACUGUACCUUGAAUCUUGUUGCCAGCACAAGUACCACCAAAAGAAGGAACAUGUGCAUGAAGAAAUGCGGAAAGAGGCGGAAUCCCUAAAACAGAGGGAAGAAGACGAUUUUGGACAUCGAAGGUGUUCACAAUACCAAAGAUUCCUAUGGGAUUUGCUAGAAAAGCCGAAUUCUUCACUAGCUGCUCGGGUCGUAGGUGUGAUCUCAGUCUUAUUCAUUGUACUGUCAACAGUAGCUUUAACAUUAAACACGUUACCGACUCUACAAGGUGUCGACGAAAAUGGUCAUCCAACAGACAACCGCGAACUGAGCAUCGUCGAAGCGGUCUGCAUCACAUGGUUCACGCUUGAGUACCUUCUCAGAUUCCUGUCUUCUCCCAAUAAAUGGAAAUUUUUCAAGGGAGCAUUGAACGUGAUUGACUUAUUAGCCAUACUACCCUAUUUCAUAUCGUUGUUUCUUAUUGAGACCAAAAACAGCACAGAAUCCUUCCAGGAUGUUAGAAGAGUAGUUCAGAUUUUUCGAAUAAUGCGGAUUCUGAGAAUCUUGAAGCUGGCCCGUCACUCUACGGGUCUUCAGAGCUUAGGUUUCACUUUACGCAACAGCUACAAAGAACUGGGACUUCUAAUGCUGUUCUUAGCCAUCGGCGUCAUGAUAUUCUCUAGCCUAGCCUAUUUUGCAGAAAAAGACGAGGUGGGCACCAAUUUCACAAGCAUUCCAGAGACAUUUUGGUGGGCCAGUAUCACUAUGACAACGGUUGGCUACGGUGAUAUUUGUCCCACCACCCCUUUAGGGAAAGUUGUAGGCACGGUGUGUUGCAUCUGUGGAGUGCUUGUCAUCGCUCUGCCCAUUCCCAUCAUUGUGAACAAUUUUGCCGAAUUCUACAAGACUCAGAUGCGAAGAGAAAAAGCCUUAAAGAGACGUGAAGCGAUGGAAAAAGCCCGGCGAGACGGAAGUAUUGUCACCUUCAAGCACGUAAACCUUCGGGAUGCUUUCGCCAAGAGUAUGGAUCUCAUUGAUGUUCUUGUGGAAACUCAACAUAAUGUCAGUCAGGUAGAUGCUGGCAGCUUGGAGGAAGAUUCUGCCCAUUAUGCAACGACAGGCACUGGUUGUUAUCGCAAUCAUGAACAUGGAUUCAAAGCGCCUGUGCCCAACAAUGGCGAGAAUAAUAAAACUUUCCAAAUGGCUAGUGGAGGUGACAUAGCUCCGGGAAUUGUCAAUCCCAGUGCCAACAACAUGCUAGAUAUGCCACAAUCUACCGAAGAUCUACAAACUAUUAGGUCUCAGACGACGAUCAACGAUGAGGUGCCGACAAUCCCCAAGUUCCAUCUUUCUACUGCUAUCUUGGAUAUUCCAGAGUCACUGUUCGGAGAGAAUAGUAAAUCCCAAGGUAUAUUUGGAGAUCGUCUUAUGAACAGACAAAGGUCUGGCAAAGAAAACCAGGUGCCUGCUGGGUUGCUUCCUGUGUUUCAAAAUCAAAAAUACAAUGCUGUAUAUAAUAAUACGAACUACAAGAAAUCUUUAUUCGUUUAAUCUGAGAAUAUUACUUAGGAUCUCAUUCUGGUCCACAAACAGAUUAUGAAUAUUGUUUGUUCUUUACGCAUUUCAGCACUACCUAUGUUUGCCGUCGAAACGUAAUUUUCAAGCAAGACAACUGACAGAUAAGCUUACAAACAGUAUUUAUAAACACUAUCCAAAGGAAUUUCCUACACUGAUAAUUCAUAAACAUUUGGGGGAAAAAAGUUUUAAUGAAAUAAUUGAAAAUAUUAUAAGCAUCCAUAUUGAUAUUUUGCUGCUGGAUUUUUUUUACUUGUUUUUAAUCAUGAGCGUGUGAGUCAUCAGUGUAUCCAUCAAGAUCUUUCUGUACCAUAGGUGAUAGAAAAGCCUUAUUAUUAAAGAAAUGCUCCUCCACUAGUAUCGUAAAUUCCUAUCUGAAACUCAUGUUUGAAGAUUCUACUGAAAAGCUAUCAAAAUACUGAAAAACUAUCAAAUUGGUGUACUAAUACUGGUUUUAUGUGCUGAAUAUACUUCCGAGGGAAAAACG